Messenger RNA from Dryobates pubescens (Downy woodpecker), 4868 nucleotides. Its product is annotated as multiple epidermal growth factor-like domains protein 6. Gene Ontology annotation, molecular function: protein binding; calcium ion binding. The coding region runs from base 1 to 4506 and encodes 1501 amino acids. The record is from RefSeq and is a predicted model, not a curated record. The transcript is spliced from 36 exons. Lineage: Eukaryota; Metazoa; Chordata; Aves; Piciformes; Picidae.
AUGGUUGAACUCGAUGUCAUAGAUCGUGCCAACCAAAAUGAUUCUCUGUUCUACACAAUGCCAAAUGUCUGUCCAGUGGUUGAGUUGGCACUGGUAGGCCACCAGCAGCCAUGUGUCCAAGCCUUCAGUCGUAUGGUCAAGAUGUGGAAACAAGGCUGCACGAAGAGGAGAUGGUGCAUGGGGUACGAGAGAAGGUCUGGCUACUACACAGUUUACAAGCAGGUGUACAAACUGGAGCAUCAGACUGUCUAUAAGUGCUGCCCUGGAUGGGUUCAACGUGACAGAGAACCUGGCUGUUUGCACUUGCUGUGCACCGUUGGCACUUGUUUCAAUGGAGGGAAGUGUUCUGAAACUGGAUCCCAGAUGUGUCAGUGUCCUGCAGGAUUUCAGGGUCCUCGCUGCCAGUAUGAUGUAAAUGAAUGUACCACUGAGAAUGGUGGCUGUCAGGACCAGUGCUGUAAUACCAUCGGCAGCUACCACUGCAAGUGUCCAGCUGGCCAGAAACUGGAGGGAGAUGGAAAAUCAUGUGGAGAUGUGGAUGAGUGCACGGUGGUGAAUGGUGGCUGCCAGCAGGGUUGUGUCAACACACAGAGCUCCUUCUAUUGCCAGUGCCAGGCGGGAUUCAGGCUGCACGCUGACGGCCGCACAUGCAUAGCCAUCAAUUCCUGCAGUGUUAACAAGGGAGGCUGUGAGCAGCAGUGCAUUCAGCUCAGUGAAGACCAUUACAAGUGCCAGUGCCAGCCAGGCUACCAGCUGAAGAGGGAUGCCAAGUCCUGUGAAGACAUUGAUGAGUGUGCAGAAGGGAGAGCCAGGUGUGCUCAUCGUUGUGUGAACACUCUGGGAUCCUUCACCUGUGCCUGUAAUCCGGGUUUCGAGCUGGGCGCUGAUGGAAAGCAGUGCUACCGCAUCGAAAUGGAAAUCAUUGACAGCUGCCAGGCUGACAACGGAGGCUGCUCACAGCGCUGCCAGCACACGGCGGCAGGGCCACGCUGUUCCUGCGACCACGGCUAUCGCCUCCACCCUGACGGCAGGACCUGCACAGAGGUGGACGAGUGUGAGACUGGAGAGUCCUGCUGCUCUCAAUUCUGCAUCAACUAUGCGGGAGGCUAUGAGUGUGCCUGCAAAGCAGGGUUCCAGCCCAGCGCCGACGGCUGCGCCUGUGACGAUGUUGAUGAAUGUCAUCUUGAUAAUGGCAACUGUGACCACUUCUGUGUUAAUUCUCUGGGGUCGUACGAGUGUGCAUGUAAGGAGGGUUACAGGCUUGGUGCCAACAGGAGGUCCUGCAUCGACCUAGGUGGGGAAGAGGUGGAUGUGGAGGAGGCCACAGGGUUUGCUGGAACUCCAGGGCUGCAGUUCAGAGGUCCCCCUCAGCUCCUUCACUAUGCCCUCGGUGCCCUCAACGAGGAUGAAGACCCACGAGGAGAGCUCACCCUGGUACACAGGGUCGUUUGCCUUGAUAACACGUUUGGCAAUGACUGUAGCUUGAGCUGUGAGGAUUGUCUGAACGGAGGCAGCUGCAACAGUGAACGCAGUGGCUGUGUUUGCCCACCCGGAUGGACUGGAAUUAUCUGUAAUGAAACUUGCUCCCCCGGGACAUAUGGCAGAGGCUGUGCCAGCAUUUGCAAGUGCCAGAAUGGAGGUUCCUGUGACCCCAUCACAGGGCAGUGCCACUGCCCGCCCGGUGUGCAUGGCAAGCUCUGUGAGGAUGGUUGCCCAAAAGGAUUCUUUGGGAAGAACUGUGACAAACCUUGCAACUGUGCCAACAACGGCUACUGCCACAGACUCUAUGGAGCCUGCCUGUGUGACCCUGGGCUCUAUGGGCGCUUCUGCCACCUCACCUGUCCCAGGUGGGCUUUCGGAGCUGGCUGCUCAGAGGAGUGUCAGUGCGUGAAGGAGCAGACGCUGGAAUGCAGCGCCAGGAAUGGGACCUGCACCUGCAAGCCUGGUUAUCAUGGCAAGAAGUGUCAGAAAGAGUGCUUGCCUGGCUUUUAUGGAGCUGGUUGCAAGCUGAGGUGCAGCUGUCCUCCUGAUGCUUUGUGCGAUCAUGAGACGGGAGCCUGCAAGCAUCCGUGUCCACCUGGGUUUCAUGGAGAAAAAUGCCAUUUGUCUUGUCAGCCUGGGAGCUUUGGGGUGAACUGCCAGCAGAGGUGCAGCUGUGGAGAAGCACCGUGCCACCCGAAGACAGGGCAGUGUCUUUGCCCAGCUGGGAAGACUGGUGCUACAUGUGAGCAAGAUUGCCCAGUGGGAUGGUGGGGACCAGACUGCCAGUCCUCCUGUGAGCCCUGCACCAAUGGAGGCCAAUGCAACAAAGAAACUGGAGCCUGUGACUGCCCCCCUGGCUACACUGGGCCAUCCUGCUCCGCAUCCUGCCCUGAUGGUUCCUACGGACCAAGCUGCCUGCUGGUGUGCAGCUGUGGCAGCAGUGCUCAGUGUCACCAUGUCACAGGAGAGUGCAUGUGUCCCCCUGGCUGGACCGGCCACGACUGCGAACAGCCCUGCAGCGGUGGCCGCUGGGGACAGCACUGUGAAAACUCCUGCGUGUGCAACAACAGCGACGGGAGCUGCGACCCGGUCACUGGCUCCUGCUUCUGUGAGCCAGGAUUCACUGGGAAACACUGUGAGCAGAGAUGCCCCGAGGGAAGCUUUGGCCUGAGCUGCGAGGGCAGCUGUCAGUGCCAGAACGGAGCUGCCUGCGACCACGUGAGUGGAGCCUGUACUUGCACAGCAGGAUGGACAGGAACCUUUUGUGAAAGAGCUUGUCCAGAUGGAUUCUUUGGGCUCGACUGCCACCAGGUGUGCAAGUGCAAGAAUGCUGCUGGCUGCGACCACAUCCUGGGAACCUGCCGCUGCCUCCCCGGCUGGCUGGGAGAGACCUGCGAGCAGCCCUGUCCACAUGGAUGGUAUGGUGCAAACUGUCAGCAGCUCUGUGUCUGCCAUGGCCAAGCAACGUGUCACAGUGUGACGGGAGAGUGCCGCUGUCCCCAGGGCCGGAUGGGGAUAGCGUGUGAGCUGGAGUGUGGUGACAGGAGAUUUGGAGAGGGCUGUGAGCAGAACUGUAGCUGUCACCAUGGAGUUUGUGACCUGCACUCAGGGAAAUGCAUCUGCCACAACGGCUGGACUGGGGACCGCUGUGAUGUUGUCUGUCCCCCAGGAUUUUUCGGCGAGCGCUGUGAGGAGCAAUGUGACUGCUUGCAUGCCUUGUCCUGCCACCAUCAAACUGGAGCAUGUCACUGUGAAAAGGGAUGGCGAGGGAGGCACUGUGACAAACCUUGCUUGCCUGGCCGCUAUGGCACAGGGUGUGCCCAGCGGUGCCGGUGUCCAGCUGGUGUCCCCUGCCAUCACCUGACAGGUCACUGUGGCUGUCCUCCAGGAUUCACUGGCUACGGCUGCCAGAAAACUUGUCCACCAGGCACGUAUGGUGAGAACUGUAACCGAGUGUGUCAGUGCUCUGCUGAGAAUGAAGAGUGUCACCCAGUGACCGGCGUCUGUGCAUGCCGCCCGGGGUACCAUGGGGCCCGCUGCCAUCUCCGAUGUCCAAAAGGUACUUAUGGUUCCAACUGCCAAAACCUCUGCAAGUGCAUGAAUGGAGGCCACUGCGACCCCGCAGCAGGGACUUGCGAUUGCGCGCCUGGCUUCAUCGGAGCCGACUGCAGUCAAACUUGCCCUGAAAACCGAUACGGGAAGGACUGCACCCAGUUGUGUGCCUGUGGUAAAGGUCAGUGUGACCCACGGACUGGCAAGUGUACCUGUCCUCCUGGCCAAAUGGGACCUGGCUGUCAGCAAGUGUGUCCCCAGGGACAAUAUGGCCCCAACUGCCACCUAACAUGUACCUGUCAGAAUGGUGGCAUCUGUGACCACGUGGAUGGCAACUGCACCUGUGGGCUUGGCUGGACAGGAAGAUGGUGUGAGAAAGAAUGUCUUCCAGGGAAGUACGGGUCAGGCUGCAGAUUGGACUGUGUGUGCCAGCACAACGGCACCUGCGACAGGUUCACAGGCUGCUGCCAGUGUCCCCAGGGUUACUACGGCCACUCCUGCGAGCACAGAUGUCCCCUUGGAUUUUAUGGGCUCAACUGUCUUCAUGCGUGUGCCUGUGAAAAUGGAGCGAGCUGCGAUGCAGUGACAGGACAGUGCCUUUGUCCUUUGGGCUAUCAAGGUGUCCACUGUGAAAAAGGCUGUGACAAGGGGUGGUUUGGAGAGAGAUGCCAGCACCGGUGUGACUGUGGGGAUGCUCCUUGUGACCCAGAAACUGGAAAGUGCCUUUGCCCACCUGGGAAGACUGGAGACAAAUGUGACAUUGAAUGCAGGUCGGACCGGUAUGGCCCCAACUGCUCCCUGCGAUGCCAGUGUGCCAGCAAAUCCCAGUGCAAUCCAUACAAUGGCAACUGUGUAUGCCCAGCCACGUGGAUGGGGCCAACCUGCAAAGAAGGUGGCCCCCCGAAGCUUCCUUUUUAUGAAGAGCAAACUCAAGAAAGAGGGAAUAUUUUUCCAAGAGCUCUACAACAGUAACAUUUGGACUAAUAAAUGAACUGUUUUAUAUGCACAGACGGUAUUUGAAUUUGGAUAUGAAAACAGCUAUUCAAUUCAGCUUGAAUUGUACUGAAGUAUUCACACUUCUUAUGGAAGACUACAGAGGCCAUUUAGUAGCUGGAUCCUUUUAAAAGGUUGAAUCUGUUUCAUGUAUUUAUUCUCAGCCUCUUACCCUUCCAUUAAUCUGCUCUGGACAUUCUUUUUGAUAUAUAACAUAAUUGUUUGAAGGUUUGGAUAUGAUUUUAAUCAGACCAGCUCCAAAGAGUAUCAGGAUGUGUAACAUAUCAGCACGCAGUGACCACGUGUAAGUGACUUGCUAAACCUACUCAGCAACCAGCGUG